AUGACCCUGGAGUCCAUAAUGGCGUGUUGCCUCAGUGAGGAGGCGAAAGAAGCCAGGAGAAUCAACGACGAGAUCGAGAGGCAGCUCCGCCGGGAUAAGAGGGACGCACGCCGGGAACUGAAACUGUUGCUUCUCGGUAAGCUCCACAACACGGGAGACACACAAGGGGAGGGAGAGGAUCACAAAUUCCUCACACUGAAAAUACCUUUGUCAGGCCAGGCAGGGGGGCGGGUGUUUGUGUGUGUGUGUGUGUGUGUGUGGAUAGACAAAGGUGGGGGUCCACUAAUGGGACCUCCCACCUGUGUGAAGUUGGGUGAAAUGUGUCAAUGUGAGGAGUGAGGGCGCACAGAUUGGUGCCCAUGUAGGCCUGCACUGAUACUCGUGUAAAAACCACCUCAUUUGAAUAACUGUAGCAGGUUAGUGUUGAGGAAACAAAUACGUCUCCUAACCUGUUACCUUCAUGCACAGAGUGGCCUGACUUCACUAUAGAGGGCCCAUCCAGGCGGUGUAAGCUGGGCCAAAGUCUAGUGUUUUAUUGGGAGUAAUCAAGACUGAACCGCAGCCUAACACUAACUCUGGCAAUGAUUACAGCACAGGUGCUACCCUAUAGAACAGGCUGGAAGCACACUGUUCUAGCACAUAAACAUAUGUGUGGUGGUAUGCUUCAUUUAAACCUGUCUUUGUCUGAUUUCAAGCCCAUGCAACAAUAACAAAGACACCCCUGAUGAAGUAACUAUUCAUCUAGUUCUACUUCUUUGACCAUGAGUGACCUUAAAAUUCACCAUAAACCACUUUUACAAGAAAACUUUGAACUUUUGUAGGGUUAUCGUAUGGUAGGGGAGAGUGGGGUAAGUUGAGCCACCCCCUGUUGCUUGGAAAUGGUAAAAGAAAUUGAUCAUGUGACCAAGUAUUUAGGAGAUGGGCGUCAAUUCAUGGAGUUUGUGAAGGUUAGAGGCACAUGGGUGAAGGGGUUAGACAUUAAUCUAUGAGCUACAACAUGUGGUCAAAAACCUAGCAUUAAAGUCCACCAUUUUAGUUUAGAGGACUAAUAAAGUCAUAAUAGUAGUUCAGGGGUAAGUUGAAUCCAUAAAAUGUACAUAAAAUAUAUUUACUCCAUCUCCUUAAACCACCAUUGCAGUAGCGUUGUACGCACUCCACCACUUGCGCAGUAGCACUGUACGCAUUCGGCCGGAGAGUCACAGAGACGCUGUGAUGACGCUCUGCUCAAACAGCGUAUCCCCCGGGUGAGCUACAAAAUCCUUAAACGCCCAUAGGCUGUAUCAAGUGUCAAUCAUAGAAAACAUGAACCCCGUGAUUGUGUUCAGACCAAAAAAUAUAAUUUUGAAUUACUUUUGUGGUAUCUAUGAGCUACAACAUGAGGUCAAAAACCUAGCAUAAAAGUCCACCAUUUUAAUUUAGAGGACUUCCGUAUUUUUCGCACUAUAAGGCGCACCUGAUUAUAAGGCGCACCAUCAAUGAACGUGUCUAUACGCGUCUAUCUUCCCUAUCUAUUUAUCUAGUUCUACUUCUUCAACCAUAAGUAGCCUAAAAAUUCACCAUAAACCACUUCUACAAGAGAACUUUGGUAGGAUUGUAGCCUAUAGUACCUUCACAUUUUAACACUGUAGGGUUGUACAUUUGGGUGGGAAACAGAGUUGUCAGUACCAUCAAGAAGUACUAGUCAUUCUGAAGAAACAUGAGAUAAACAAGUCAUCCACUCACUGUACCGUUUUUAAUUAGAUUUGAGCAAAAAGGCCCAUUAGCUGUGAUGGCAGUGGCUGUAGAGAGUGGUGUCAAAAAACCUCUCUUCCUGUUCCAGUGCCCUCCUUGGAUAAAAAGCAGGAAAACACACCAUCCAGAGCCUCUCUCUGAAAGUGUACAGCAGAGUUUUUGCGUCUCAUACAGAUGUUUAAAAAGAUGUUUCACGUUUGCAUUACUAUGAGGCAAAAAUGACCAAAUUGACCCUCCCUCAACCGGACUGUAAACUAUGACCAAGUAGCGGUGUUUAUAUUGCGCUCUUAUCUCUUGUGACACCCAACAAUUGGCUCGUUAUGCAAGUAUAAUCUUCAGCCAGUUUCUCAAACAGGGAAAAUAAGUUUUAGGAGUAGCUGCAUUUUCACAUAAGAUUUAUAUUCACUUUGUAUUUUUAGCCUCAGCAGAUCCUGUUGAAACAGACGACUAUUCCAGAAAAGUUUGAUAUGAAAUGCAACGGGAAUGUGGUCUCGAGAAAUCAGGUUAAAUGGCCGUGUAGGACAGUGGAGCUGAAGAAAUGCUUAUACCUACACAAGUCAUACAAAAAGGCAAAAAUAGGAAAACACACUAGGGGAUCUGAAAUCAGAUUGAAAGCAGUUCGACACUCAUUUCAGGCUCUCAAUGAUAGUUUUCCUCGGAAAGUUGCACCAGCUGUACAUGGCUCUGUACGCACUUUAUGAUCUUAGCGUACUGAGCUUUAUUACUCACUAAUUGCUUAAUGUUCUGUGGGAUCCAUCUGAAAACUCUCAAGCCUAGUUUGGAAGUUUCUGAGAUCUCUCACAGUGUCUUCAGCUCGGGUUUUACCCAUCAAUUUUGGCUUUUAGACGUCAUCAAUAGCCUUUUAAACACAAUAAUUGUUUUGUAUCCACUGGGACUGUAGACAUCAGAGCCCACACAACACAACAUUUAAUUCAUCCUCAGGCCUUUUAUAUCCAUUAAGAUGUUGUGAACUAAUGAGGCGGAUGUAUCGAUUUCAACAAUCAUAUAUCAGGGCGCAUGACUAAACAUAACUAGCAUCAGUGCCGAGGGAGGGAUGGAUUUGAUAGUGUAACACUUAGGAGCACAAAAGGAUGUUUUAAAUUCCACCUGAGAAAGAUGAAGUCGCUCGUUAGAUUGAUUUGAAAAUGUUAAAACAAAUUAAAUAGUUUAAAACUCCUGGGAGGUGUUUAAGAUAGCUAUUAAAGUGAUCAACAUAAGCAAACUAGAACAUUAAUGACUAGAUUGAUAAUUUGCAUAAUGUUGAUGUAUCCACCUUUGUUACUUUGAGAUACAUUUUCUCAUUUAAAGACAACAAGAGAAGAUUUUUUACUUAUUCACAUCACUUUCACAAGGAGAUGAAAUCAGCAACAGUAUAAAGAUUACUACUUUGUCCACAGGGGGCAGCAAAAGCAACACAGACAGAAAGCUCCUCACUUAAGCUUUAAGCAGAGUCAGAAGGAUAACAGUAUGCCAAGUUUAUUCCUACAUAAAAAUAAACUUUAUUGUAUUUCAAAAGCUGGCAUAAGAGAGAGAGCAAAGGAAUUUUUUGUAGGAAAUGAUGUAGCUGCUUCAGGACAUAAUAGACCUUUCAUAUGAUGCUAACAGCGCCUUUCUGCAAACAAAACUGGAAAGAAAGUGUAUAAUAGGAAUUUUAAAAAGUUUAUAUAACGAUAUUAAAAGCUGAAACAGAUUACAAAAAUUGACAUGUCACUUUGAGAUCAUCUAAUUGAAAACCCUAAAGCAGAAAAGUCUUGAAACUUAAGAUUUUUUUCAGAUCAGCUGUCAUCAUUUCAACUCUAUUGUUCCUAAUCAAGUCUUAUCCACCGAGCUGCUCUUCUGGAGGAGUAGUGUGCAUGCUUUAAAAAUGACAAGACUCAUCGUUGAGAUAAAAUAGAGCGCUUCUCCUAUACCAGAUUUUCUAAACUUCUAAACCGAUUUAAUUCUUGUAAAGCGUCUGCUCUUUGAACCUUGACUUCUCUUACAGCAUGACAUUAGAUCUGCAGACACAUGAAGUUCCAGGGAAGAGAAGGUAGAAACUGCGGCUCUGUUACAUUCGCUGAGAUUCCAAAGCUGUGCAGUCAUGGGAAGUUCAAGAUGAAUAGAGAGGAGAGGAAAGCAGCAGCUUGGUCUUGGAAUGGGUACACAGUGACUGGAGGGACCUAAAGAAUCUAUGUUCUCAUAAGAAGAACCGGUACAUAAACUAAAUGUUCAGCACAUUUUGCUGCUGACUGUUUCUAAGUGUGUUUUCAGAGUGAUUAUCAUCCUUUAUGGACCCUGUUCUUACUUUGGUUCACAGAGAGAGAUUCUUGUAGUGCACCACAUAUCAGUCAUAGUGAAUGUGUUUUCUUAACUGGGGAUUAAUUGAUUAAUUCAGACAGUUGCAACUCCCAGCUUUUAGAAGGCAAAGACGUCUCAAAACGUCUUUACUGCUUUACAUCUGGGACCUUUAACUUUAUAGCUGACUAAUUUUGUCAGCUAAUCUAAUUUCCAGUACCUAUAUUGGUGUAUUGGUCCUGUAAUGCUCCAUAUAAGCAAUACUUCCUGUGAUACUUGUUCAUCGUACUUUUUAACCUCAUUUCUACAUGCGCUGCACACACCUGGUUACUAUCAUUUGGCAAGGACUUGAAAGUGUCGGCCGCCAAAAGGGUUAAACCGGAAUAAUUAUCAGACACGCUAUCAGACAAAUUGAUUUAAAAUGACUCAAUUAAAAAAGUGGCACAGCCAAACUUGACUCCUCCAGAGACCGUUGGACCUAGUUUGUGAGGCCUGUCCCCCUUUUUAUACUCUUACACACUCAGACAAGAGGAGUUUCCUCUGUAGUCACAGCCAAACAACUUUUUAAAUCAUUUCGGUGUCACGGCUUGUCCAGUCUGUAUUCCUGCGCUCACAUUUUGCAUAUCCUCCGUCAAAAACACUCGCAAAAGUGUGCGCUCACCGUCAGCUGUUUUUAUCGGGCAAAUAAAAGCUGUGGGAACUUUGUCAAGGCAGUGACUGAACAAAGUCCACCACAACCUUUAACAGGCUCUCAACAAACACAUGGUUGUAAUUGGGAGAGGAGAGAGCAAUAAAGAAGUCAUAUGAUUCUUGUGUGAGCGCAGCCAAGUUAAAGUGAAGCAAUAGAACGAGCAGAAUAAAAGUACAAAAAACCUGCUGAUGAUUUAGCAGUAUGAGACAACCCCACCGCUGCAUAUACUGCACUCAGUAUGGAGCGGUUUUAUAGUUUUAUAGUGUCAGCAAAAUAAAGAAUAACGAAAACCUUACAUUGUGUGGCAUUUUUCUUACUUGUAUUCAAGACUAGUUGACGCUGAUAAAUCUGUUGCGUGGCUUAAGUUUCAGACAUUUAUCUGCUCAUCUCCAAUCAUCACCUUAAGUUGUAAUUUCAUUCAAAUGUAGUAAUUUGUUGUUACAGUACAAAUAUCGUCUUUCUUGUCACUGUUGCUUGUUUGCUUUUGUAUAUCAUAAAAAGACACUCAUGUGCGUUUCAGCUAAAAAACUCCCCACUGGAGCUUUAAGUUUGUCACAGGGAUGUAUUUCAUAUGUGAUGCAAUAACUCAGUCGUGUUUUAUGUCAUGUAAAGAAAAAAAAAAGGUCAGUUUUAUGGUUUAAAGCUGAAGCUCCCUGCUAAUAAAAUCCCUGCACUGGCUCUCCUUGAGGUGCUGUUGACAGUGAAUUAUUCCCCUCCCCUUCACUCAUGCAUUUUUAAAACCAUAAUGGUGAAGCAUUGGAUCUUUUUUGCAUACUGUACUUUCUCUGUAACGGUUUAAAAGUUCCAGGCGUCUGUAGUAUUGCACUAGUCAGUGAAUCCCCCGGUCCGACAGACACAGAGUUCUUUCUUCUUUCUGUUUUUUAUUUAUUUAUGUUGGUAUCUUAUCAUCUCGCUUCCUCUCAGUCUGGCUAUGUUCUCAAGUCAGUCCUUGGUAUCCGGAUAUGGCGCUGAAUCAGACAUACUCCAUUCAUUCACGCUGACCUCAAACACGGGGUUAACACUGAUAGACUGCAUCAGUCUGAAAGAUGACUCAGCAGCCUCUGAUGGCCGGCGCACUCUCAUACCUAGCAUACCUGUUGCCUCUGUUUCUAUUCCAGCGUCUCCUCUUCGUGAUAUGAUAGAGCAGAUCCAGAUGUUGUUUUUUUUUUAAAGCCUGGAUGAUUUUGGCUAAAUAGUUUUUGUAGGAUGCACCAGUAUUUAUUCCAGUCUGAUUCACAACCAGCUAAAAACUCCUCAUAAGACCUUGAAUCGCUUCACGAAGAAGUCCGAAGAGAUAGGUCUUGUUUUUUUCUGCAGGGAGCAUUUUUCUUCAAUUAGUGGACUUCUUCAAAUUUACUGUUAAGUUGAAUCUUUGCUGGUACAGACUUUUAUUCACUGACCGACCUUAGGUUCCCUGUGAUAGAACCCCAAAGCCCAGCGGCAUCUUUAAUUCAAGUUAUGAGAUUACUAAAUAUUCCUUUUAUAAUUAUACUUAUAUAUUCCUUUGAUUUGUCUAUUUUUACACGAGACGCUGUGAGACAUGAACUCCCCUGCAGCUCUUGUUUUUGUCUGCGAAUACUACUCCUUGUCACUGAGGUUAAUGAUACAGUCAGGUGGACAUGGUGAGCGUGUGGAGAGCAGGUGGUCCCGCCCACUCUUUUGUGCUACAAAGUGAAUAUUUAACCGAUAAAAGAGCAGUGUGUGGAGCAUUAGUAUGGAGCGCUGACAAGCAAUUUGAAAUCUAAUUUGGAACCACCCAUCCAUCUUUUCCCCCCUGCAGCAGCAGCAGCAGCAACAGCAGCAGCAGGCUGUGCAAGUCGAUCCAGACAUCCCCAGAUGGGAUGUAUAAUCCCUCCAGCAAGCUCGUGGUCCACCUUGGGGUCUCUUCCCAGGUGGAUGUGUCUGGAAAUCCUCCAGAUCCUCUCAAUGUGGAGGAGUAACAGGAGCUCUCUCCAGAUCUCCAAGCUCCUAACCCUACCCCUAAGGCUGAGUUCGACCAGUCCUCACAACUGUUCCACCUUCACUUGUGACUUGAACUUCUUCAUGUGGGGUUCACUCCCCAUCUGGAGAACUGUGGCCUCAGACUUGGAGAUGCUGUCUCUCUUUGUAGGAGCCAUAAUGCUUUGCUGAUCGGCUAUCUUGUGUUCAGUUACUUUUGUCUGGUUGCUAUUGGUUUCGCUUGGCUUGGGUCACGUGGGAACUGUGUUUGAAAGCCGGUAGGUUAUAUAAGGAGUGGUCUCACCUGCACUGGGGUGGAGAGGUGAGCCUAGGUAGCUGUAAUAUUUGUUGACCGCGCUUUCUGUUCUUUCUACACAUCGCAAAGUGUACACAUAUUCUAUCUGAUGUGUGUGUGUAAAUCAUUGGCGACUGUAGAAGCGUUUUUUUCUGUUAUUAAAGCUCUGCAAACUUCGAUGAACUGUGGAUGCUUCUUUGGAACGGCAGCGGCAUGUCACACAAAUACACAGGACCUAUCCUCUGCUUCAAGCUACUCUUCCUUGGGUACUGUUUGUAUGCAUAUAAUGUAUUUUAUUAUGUUUAUAAUGAGCAACAUUUAAGGCUAAAACUGGAGUGGGCAUUAAAAACCAGUUGAGUGAGCAAAUUCAAAUAUGUACAUGACUUUUAUAGCAGCGUGUUGUGAUUGCUUUUAGUAUUUUUAAGUCGAAGCGCCCUAUAGCCUCACUUAAAGGACACUUAAAAUGUAAUCCUUGUAACUCUGGUUUUGUCGUUUCUCCCUUCCUGCUCAUUUCAGACGUCUAAAUUGUAAACCCUACAAUAGAGAAGCUCAUUUUCUCGAGGUUGUUGCAUUUCAGCACCAGUUUAGUCUGCAGCUUGGUUUUCUGGGGUGAUUAGUAUGUAUUGCUGGCCCUCAGUGAGGAGGAUAAUUUGGCUAAACAGGAUUUAUAUUAUGUAAUACUAAAGCGGUGAAAACCAUGCAGACUUUUAUAGAUGGGACUGUAUGUCACCCUGGAAUGCACCACAUAUACACUGCUGCCUGCCAAAGUUAUUCAAGAGUUAGCGUUGAGGUAAAGUCAGAGCGUUCAGUCUGUGUGCCGACAUUCUCAAUGAAGCGGAGAGAAACUCAGCCCAGCUCUUCACACCCAAACAGUCCCUGUCACCGCGGGGAGGGGAGAGAAGUUGCUCUUGGUCUGAGACCAGACAAAGCAAACAGGCUGGGAGGAAAGGAGCCAGGACAGGACUUAACUGACUGAGUGUUUGAGUGGGUGCAUGCUAUAUGUAUGUGUAUGUGUGAGUGUGGACACCUUUCAUACAUGCAUGUUUAUUCAGAGGGAGAGCGAAAGAAUUAUUACGAUUAUGAACUUAAAAUAUUUUUUUUAUGCGUAACUUUGUGUUACUUGAACUUCACUUUAAAGCUCCAUUUGUCAGGUUUUCUACAUCACAAAUAGAUGCUGACCAUGUCUUUUCUACUCUGUCAAAGUAAUGUACUUCAUAGCUUCAUUUUCAUACGUCAGUAUUUUCAAUCGUCGAUCAGACUUAUACAAAGGUUUUAUGGGAAAUCAGCUUUAACUGGCUCAUCUUAAGUGGGAAACUUGAUUUCUCACAGGACCUGCACAUUCACAAAAAGCAAUUCAUUCAUAAAAGCUAGACUGAAAUGUUUAAUUUUCUUGGGAAAGUCAUCUUUUUUUAAUUAAGCUCGAGUUCAGAGAAAGAAAAGGUUUCCAUCAAAUUUACUGAGUAAUUCGACUGUAUGUGUCCUGAUGUUUUAACUGACAGUCUUCAGUAGUGAAGCUGCAGGGUCCUCCCAGCAGUUCAUUGACUCUUAGACCUGGUUUAUUCAUCUGCGUCAUACCUAGUAUGUCGAGGCUUUGCUGUAGUUGCCCAUAAAGAAGCAUAAACCAGACUGUAUUCAGAGCCCAGAUGGUGCCUUUCUACAAAAGCAAAAGCUACAAACUGUGUCUGAGUCAGAGGCGCCAACUGUGAAACUUCAGGCUUUCUUGUAAGAACUCCAUCCUCUUUCCAAAACUUUCCAUUUUUGAGAAAAAGACAACUUUUAUCGUAAGUUCACAUGUUUUUUUUAAUUUCCCAAAGGAGACUUAGAAAAGUCACAAAUAGAAACUUGUCCACACGGUCUGAAAACUGGUUAGAUGAAACCGUCUGCGGACAACAGAAACAAACUCUCUUCAUCUUUCUCCUCUCUCUGUUUUACUUCUCAGGCACUGGAGAGAGCGGGAAGAGCACCUUCAUCAAACAGAUGAGGAUUAUUCACGGUGCCGGGUACUCUGACGAGGACAAAAGAGGUUUCACUAAACUGGUGUAUCAGAACAUCUUCACAGCCAUGCAGUCGAUGAUCCGAGCCAUGGAGACGCUCAAGAUCCCCUACAAAUAUGAGCACAACAAGGUAAAGAGAUCCUCUCAGCCAAACUGUGUUUGAGAAGAAGCAGAUUUAAAGUUGUCGAAUGUAGUGGAAGAAAAGAUGCACAAAGUGACCAAACUUAGUUUAUUUUUAAAGAGAGCUGUCUAUCUCAGUAUGUACAGCCAUCCGUAUCGUUUCCUGUCCUUUUUGACACUUCCUGUCUUUAAGCCCUCUCCGUCACACUGUGUGUAUUUGUGUUUGCUUCACUGUUUCUGUGAAUAUCCAGGUGUAAAUGCAAAAAAGAGAGCGCUGCCCCAUGACAGUCUUUUAAUUUACACCUUGUUUGCUGUAAAUAUCCUUAAACAGGAUCAUUAAUUAGUCAAUCAGACAUUUUUGUGACUUCUACUCACAGUAGUUUGGAUAAGCGUGUCAGCCUCAUCAUAUGUACAAAGCUUUUGUUAAGACUUACUAUUUCAGGUGACAGCUAACCACAGUACUGCUUCAGUUUGUCUGUGCGGGGCCACAAGCUUGACAGACUAAUAUCAACAACCACACGAGAGGAACCAUAGGGCUUGUGCUAGUUUUUAUGCAGCCUGUAGUUCAAAUCAUAGAGCAUAAAGAAGAUUAUUUUAUUGAUGCAGUUCAUAAAAAAUUCACAAGUUAUUUAAAAAAAAAAAAAAGGUUGCAGGUCUUCAGGCUACCCGGCCAAACAGGAGACCUCAAAAGCUGCUGGUCCAAAUUCCAGCUCUACAUAUAGUGUGUAAUAUAUGUAAUAUACCUUUACUGUUAGACCUAAUGAUAUUCAGGUACAAAGCAGGUUAGCAGUUCAGCUAAAAGUUCAUCUGUGCCGUUUGCUCCAGAUUGGAGCUGUUAGCAACAUUCCUCUACGCGUGCAGAUCUGCACUGUGCACUCUCAUCCUGACUGCACCAAAUUAUAUCUACAUAUAUAAUGAACUGAUUGGAGAAGGAAAGUCUUUACCUGUUUACCUGUAGAACUGAUUCAUGACAGCUGAAUCUCACAAUGUAUAUCCCACUUAUUUCCUGGAGCAGGAUAGCCGAUGACAACUCAAUCAGGUUUGACAAAAACCUUCAGUCUUGCUAAACGGUACAGCCUGUAUUUGCAGGAAUUGAGCCCCAGUACUGAUUCAACCCCAAAUUAUUAUAAAAACUGUAAUAUCAAAUAAAUAUUAGCAGAAAUUUAUUUGUAGGUCAUAGAGAGGUUUGUUGUCCUGGUCACUUGGAAGGUUUCUCACUGACAUGUUAAAGUGCGUCAGUGCGGAUAACCACCAGCUCUCAGCAGACAUUAAUGCAUAUUGUCCCAUAUAAAUGUAUGUAAAUAACUCAGACACACAGGUACUUUGCUCUGCACUGCAGUCUGUGGAGCAUGUAAUUUUUUGUACAUACUUUGUGAAUUAGAGGAUGUCUUUUUACGUCAUUAACACAGGUUGAGCAGUCACAAUAGCAAUGCAAUCCAUAAACUAUAACACUUCAAAACCUUUGAACCUGGUUUGGAGUUUAACAGGGACUUUUCCACUUUCUGCUGUAGUGGUAAAAGACCAUUCUCUAUGCUUGCUUCCACUUCCCUUAAGCGGAGUGAGAGUGAAACUGAAUGUGCUGUUUCAGCCGAGCAGAUUCACCACCUCUCAGCACGCAAUGAAAACAACACGAACAAAGCAUGUUCCUUACAUUAGCUGUGUAGAAAUAGAGCAGGUCGCACCAUUUUGAAUCACAGUUUGGUAUUAAGUCUAUCUUAUGUUUGUGUGAUGACAUAAGUCUGCUUACGUAGGUGACUGAGUGAGGGAAACAACAAACAACAUGUACAAUAAAGGUUCAGUUUGUCGUUUGGUGAAAUUUAUCACAGCACGCCAAUUACAAUUUGAUAUGAGUGACCUUACACAAUAAGAGUCUUUUACACAGUGGGGGGAAUAAUUUCACCAUUAUAAUUUUACAGUGAUUUGAACAACAACAUGAGAAUUAUCACUAGUACAUCAUCGUUUAAUGUGAAAUGAUUCAGAAACGGUUUCACUCCUCAGGCACAUGCUGAUUUUUUUUUUUUUUCAUCAUGGGACACAGGAGAGUUUCAAAAGGAAUCUGGGGCGGUAAAACUUUCCCCUUUAAUAGGCCCAGUGGGAUUCAAAUAUUAGAUCCGUGCUAAGCCUGAAGGCGUAAAGAAGUUCUAGAUAUGAAAUAUGCGAGUGAGAAAAUAAACCAGUGACCUGCAUGCUGAUCGUGUGUAAUGGUUGUAGUUUUUUUUAAGGUAUUCAGAAAGUUUCAGGACGUUUUUAUGAGUGAAGGUUUUGUUUUUUGUUUUUAAUGUAGGACAUGUGAGUGUCAGUGUGUGUAACUCCAGUUUUUCUGCUUUGUCUCUUCUUCAGGGUAACGCCAACAUCGUGAGAGAGGUAGACGUAGAAAAAGUCAACUCAUUUGAGAACCCUUACGUAGAUGCAAUCAAGAGCUUAUGGAACGACCCGGGCAUCCAGGAGAGUUACGACCGGAGGAGGGAAUACCAGCUGUCUGACUCCACUAAAUAGUGAGUACGGUGAAAUGCCACACUAGAGAUCCUCUCAACAUGAUAAGGCUAAAUAAACCAAAGUACUCGUCUCCAAUGUUUCUGUCUGUAGUUAUCUGAAUGCGCUGGAUCGGAUUGCACAGCCAGUUUACCUUCCCACCCAGCAGGAUGUGUUGAGGGUUCGAGUCCCCACAACGGGCAUCAUCGAGUACCCGUUUGAUCUGCAGAGUGUCAUAUUCAGGUGGGUGGAAACGCAUUUUCAGCAUCACGAAUCAUAUCUGGGAUGAUAUACAAAACAACUGGGGUCUUUUUCUCUCUGUGUCAGGAUUCUACUUUGCAUAAUGACCCCUCAGUGUACAUAAAAACAUCAAGUUUUGAUUUUGAGACGCUUUUAUUCAUUCAAAUUCAUCUUUGCAGCUAAAACUAGUCCCCAGGUUAAACCAGAGUUAGAUUUUCUCUCUUAACCAGCUGUGAAACACUGCCAUAGCUCAUACCAUGUUGCAGUUUGUGGUUGUUUUCUUCAAUUUGGUUGAUGUCCCUUUCUCUCAGCUUCCUUGUACGCUGUCUUUGGGUUUUCUCUUCACUGCUGUUGACUGAUUGGUGAUUAACUUUUUGUGCUUCCCAAAUAAAUCAAGAGUAAUAUAAAAAAAAAAUAUCCACCAUGUUGGUUACUUGGAGUUUAAACUUUUGCCACAUUGUCAACAGGAAAAGAUGAAAUCAUAAACUGAAUAAAUAAACCAGACACUUGGAUUAAUUUGUCAUAAUGUACAUGCUAUUCAGUGUUUAACCAAUCAGGAUCAAGGAUUUAACAAAAAGACAGGACACAUGAUUUAACCAGAGCUGAAUUAGAGCUCUAGCUUGAAUAUUUGGAUAAAAAAAUGAUUGUCUUACUCAGGUCGAGUUAUGAUAUAAUCAGCAAUCAUAGUCCACUGUUCUUAUAUGAAUAUUCAAAUAACUAAAAGUCCAUUUAUUGUGAAAACCUCCCAUAAAGUUUCAGUGGACGUACUUUCAUUGCUGUUCUGUUACAGGAUGGUGGAUGUUGGAGGUCAGAGGUCGGAGAGGAGGAAGUGGAUCCACUGCUUCGAGAACGUCACGUCCAUCAUGUUCCUGGUAGCGCUCAGCGAGUACGACCAAGUGCUGGUUGAGUCAGACAAUGAGGUGAAUCAUCAGUACACCCAGACACAAACUACAUCAAACUUUGUUACACAUACAUUAUCUGUUUUCUCAAAAGUACAUUUUCCCUCUAAAAUAUGUGUCGUGUUAGACCGGUUGUUUCUGAGGAAGAAGAAGAAGAGUUUAAGUCUAUAUUUAAAUCAAUGAAAAUCAGAUUCUCCUCCUGCCAGGAUGUGUCCACCUCCUUUUCCCUUGGAAAGCAUUUGUAAAUGAUCAGCCAGCUGUUUUGAAUACCCCCUCAGGCCGUGUCUCCAUUUUUAGAGGAUGAGGCCUGCGUGUCCGUUUGUUAAAGUGUAUUAAUGAGCAGGUGUGUCCGUCUGUUUUCUUUCUGCCGCCACUGAAAACUCGUGAUCAGAGCAGCUGCACGUCCUCAGUGUUCUGAUGUCGUCACAUUGGUUUUUAAGUUACCGUAGAUGUCCUGUUCGGCGCUCUUCAUGCUCUGUAGCUCAUAUGAUGGGGUGUCUGAGGGUUGCUUUCAGUGUGGUUGUUUUGUUUAAUUAAACUCUGAAUGAAGUGCAAGAGGAGAUAUUAAAGUCUUGAAGGCAACAUGGCCGCCCCUCCCUCUCAUCUUUACUGCUCCCCCUCUGCUGCGGUAAAGCUUUUAUUAAAAUCUGUAAUUAAUGAGUAUAAAAGACUGCAGUUUAAUUAAGUGGUUAACACUCUGUCCUCUCUCUCUCUUUCUUUUUUCUCUUAAUAUGUCCUCCUCCCUCCAUCCUUUCUCCCACCCUGUCCUCACCCACAAAAUGACUGUAGAACCGGAUGGAAGAGAGUAAAGCUCUGUUUAGGACAAUAAUCACAUACCCUUGGUUCCAAAACUCCUCGGUCAUUCUGUUCCUCAACAAGAAAGACCUCCUGGAGGAGAAGAUCAUGUACUCUCAUCUGGUCGACUACUUUCCAGAGUAUGAUGGUAAGUAACAGCAUCAGCAGCAGUAGAAACAUAAUAAAACUUGACCGGUUCAGACAGAAAUACUUCUUUGCUUAUCUCAGUACAUGUCUGCUAAGGAUGUCCACCAACCAAACCACUAAAUUUUGUGACCCUGGAUAAUCAGAACAGAGUCAAGCAGGUUUAAUGAAAUAUUAGUAUAUCUACAGUGGCAGGCCCAGAAUCCAAGACAGAUGUUGUCUUUGAGGUGUAGUACAGCCACCUGCCUCUAGCUGGAGCUAAAACAAGCACAGAUGACAGAUGGUGUCCUAUAGCACAGCAUAUUUUGACCGUGUUUUGAUCUAGAAAUAAGAGAGGAAGUUACAGUUUAUGUUGACUUUGGCUGGUUAAACCAACAUUUAACUCAGCUCUACUCAAUUCAACUCAAACUUUAUUAAUAGAGCACAUUUAAAACAACCAGAGGUGACCAAAAUGAAAACUAAAAUACAUAAACACAGUGCUAUAAAAUGGAAUAGAAUAAACAAAAUUAAAAUUCGUAAAAAGUGUUUGCCAUAAGUCUACUUAGAACACAUAGUAGAGAUAUGUCUUUCCAAGGCAGGCAUGUUGAUAUCAACCUGCAAGGAUGACCAUAGGCUGGUGGUGAUAGCUCUGCUCAUGUCAGCCAGACUUCACAAACCAGUGUGUCAUUGUUUACCAACAGACUUUGAAAUACGAUGUGUAGAUGUGUUAGCUAGAGUGUGCUGAGUUUUCACUCUUCUCUUACAUCUAGACUUGUUAGCCAAUCAGAUUUCACCUUUUUAUUUAAACGACUAGGUAAUUCACGACUUCAGAACAUUCCUAGUCUUGGCUGUGGUUCAUAAACAGUAUAACUUUUAGAGACAUGUCAAGUGAGACAACAGGCAAUUGAAUUUCCCUUCAGUGAUUUAUAAAGUUUUUCUUAUUCCUAUUCUUAAUACAGGAAAAUCUUAACAGCCACAGUAUGAUACUGUUGAUUUUUGAUGCUGUUUUUAUUUAUGAGAAUACACCAGAAUUUGUAAUUGAAAUAAAAUUUAGACGUUUGUUAACGCAGCUAGGAGUAUCUUAAAGUUUGCCAUGCUUUCCAUUUAUUUCCUUCAUUCCCUAUUUGAAAUACUGUUUGUAGUACAUUUCCUAUUUUAGACUACUGAUUCAACUUUUGAUCCAACCAAAUUCAAAUAAUGUCCAAACCAUAAAAAAUAUCAUCCUUUGUUGGAUUGCAAUAGAAAGAAACCUUUACUAGGCAGGCAUGUGAUGAAAAAAAUCUCGCUCUAUUAUCUGGAAGAUGUCACUCAUGCAGCAUCAUCUCCUUCCCCCGCAGGUCCUCAGAGAGAUGCUCAAGCAGGGCGAGAGUUCAUCCUGAAGAUGUUUGUGGACCUGAAUCCAGACAGCGAUAAGAUCAUCUACUCUCACUUCACCUGUGCCACUGACACAGAGAACAUCCGCUUUGUCUUUGCAGCCGUCAAAGACACGAUCCUGCAGCUCAACCUGAAGGAGUACAACCUCGUGUAG
This is a messenger RNA of Xyrichtys novacula (pearly razorfish), 15100 nucleotides long. Lineage: Eukaryota; Metazoa; Chordata; Actinopteri; Labriformes; Labridae. The record is from the annotation of a GenBank genome assembly.